CUAGCAACAGGUAGUAUUCCUGUCUGAACACAGCAGUUGCUCGUCUAAUCUGAGAAGAGGUAACAUUGACUGGCAGCUGGAACUGUUCCGAAUUCCAGUACUGUCAGUCUGAAUAUUUAUAUAAACAUUUUGGACAACAAUGAAAAAGAAUGUCAUCAACUUCCCGUGGGAAAACUGAAACUCCAAAAAGGAAAGUCAAGUCUGCGUCUUCAGUACACUCAGUGACUGCAAAUAAACCUCAGCCUAGGCCCAGUGACCGACUGAACCCAAAGACAGUCGAUCCAUUCAGUGGUCCACUGAGAGCUCAGUCCACAUUUGCAGCAGUGUAUUCUAAAGGAGAUAUACCCUGCAGGUUAGUUCAUGGCUCAGUUAAACACAGGUUACAGUGGGAGAGUCCACCAGAGACUAUUCACUUUGACCCUCUACUUAUCACACUUGCUGAGGGUCUAAGAGAAACAAAACACCCAUACACGUUUGUGUCAAGGGAAGGCUUUAAAGAAUUACUUCUUGUUGAUGGGGCUGCUGAGAAAGCCAUCCCUUUGCUGGCAAAGUUGGUGCCAGCACUAAAAGCGGCUCUGGUUCACACUGAUUCCGAUGUCUUUGAAAGGGGUUUAAAUGGCUUGGUUCAGUUAAGUGCUGCUGUUGGCCCUGCUCUGAAUGACCAUCUUAAACAUUUACUCACCAGUCUAUCAAAGAGACUAAUGGACAAAAAAUAUAAAGACCAAGUGAUGAGUGGAUUACAGAAACUGGAGCAGUAUGGUGGCAAGCCCAGUCUUGCUGUUAUCAAAUCCAAAGUUCCAACCUACAGUUCUAUUUUCUCAUGAGAACAUGUGUUCUAAAAAAAUGUCAUUGUCUGAGUUUUCUGCAGUGGGCCUGAAGACAUGGAUUUUUUUUCUUUAAAUUGUACACAUUAGCCAUGUAUAAAUGUCCAUUUUGUAUGUUU
Messenger RNA from Polyodon spathula (Mississippi paddlefish), 943 nucleotides. Its product is annotated as PACRG-like protein. The transcript is spliced from 8 exons. NCBI's taxonomy places the organism in Eukaryota, Metazoa, Chordata, Actinopteri, Acipenseriformes, Polyodontidae. The coding region runs from base 150 to 824 and encodes 224 amino acids. The record is from RefSeq and is a predicted model, not a curated record.